AUGGAGAAGAAAUCCGAGCAAGGCUUGAGUCCUGUGGUCUUUGCAUGUGGAAGUAAGGAAAAUGAGAAAGACCCCCCCAAGGAAUCGGAGAACGAGCUGGUGGUGGGGAAGCGGACAGAAAAAGUGAAGCCACUCAUGAGGCCAAAAAAAUGCGAUGAGCCCCUUGUCUCUGGACUCCCCCACGUAGCCUUCAGCAGCUCGUCCUCCAUGUCUGCAAGCUACUCUCCCGGCUACGCCAAGAUCAACAAGCGAGGGGGGGCUGGGGGAUGGUCUCCCUCCGACAGUGACCAUUAUCAGUGGCUUCAGGUGGACUUUGGCAACCGGAAGCAGAUCAGUGCCAUCGCAACCCAAGGAAGAUACAGCAGCUCCGACUGGGUGACCCAGUACCGCCUGCUCUACAGCGACACUGGCAGGAACUGGAAGCCCUAUCAUCAGGACGGGAACAUCUGGGCGUUCCCCGGGAACACCAACUCCGACGGCGUGGUGCGCCACGACCUGCAGCACGCGGUCACCGCCCGCCACGUGCGCUUCGUGCCGCUGGACUGGAGCGGCGAGGGCCGCAUCGGGCUCCGCAUCGAGGUCUACGGCUGCUCCUACUGGGCUGAUGUUAUCAACUUUGAUGGCCAUGUUGUGCUGCCAUAUAGAUUCAGAAACAAGAAGAUGAAAACGCUGAAAGAUGUCAUUGCCUUGAAAUUUAAAACCACGGAGAGUGAAGGGGUGCUCUUGCACGGGGAAGGGCAGCAAGGAGACUACGUCACCUUGGAACUGAAGAAAGCGAAGCUGGUCUUCAGUUUAAACCUCGGAAGCAACCAGCUCGGCCCCAUCUACGGCCACACGUCCGUGACGACGGGAAGCCUGCUGGACGACCACCACUGGCACUCGGUGGUCAUUGAGCGCCAGGGCCGGAGCAUCGACCUCUCCCUGGACAGGAGCGUGCAGCACUUCCGCACCAACGGCGAGUUCGACUACCUGGACCUGGACUACGAGAUAACCUUUGGAGGCAUACCUUUCUCUGGGAAGCCAAGCUCCAGCAGCAGAAAGAAUUUCAAAGGCUGCAUGGAGGGCAUUAACUACAACGGCGUCAACAUAACUGACCUUGCGAGAAGGAAGAAGCUGGAGCCCUCCAACGUGGGAAACCUGAGCUUCUCCUGUGUGGAGCCCUCCACGGUGCCGGUCUUUUUCAACGCCACCAGCUACCUGGAGGUGCCCGGACGGGCCCACCAGGACCUGUUUGCCGUCAGUUUCCAGUUCAGGACUUGGAACCCCAACGGCCUCCUGCUUUUCAGUCACUUUGCAGAUAAUUUGGGCAGCGUGGAGAUCAACCUCAUUGAGAGCAAAGUCGGCGUCCACAUCAACGUCACGCAGACCAAGAUGAGCCAAAUAGACAUCUCCUCAGGUUCCGGGCUGAAUGACGGACAGUGGCACGAGGUUCGCUUCCUGGCCAAGGAAAAUUUUGCUAUUCUCACCAUCGAUGGAGAUGAAGCAUCGGCAGUUCGAACCAAUAGUCCUCUUCAAGUUAAAACUGGCGAGAAGUACUUCUUUGGAGGGUUUCUGAACCAGAUGAGUAACUCAAGUCACUCUGCCCUCCAGCCGUCAUUCCAAGGAUGCAUGCAGCUCCUUCAGGUGGACGACCAACUUGUCAAUUUAUACGAGGUCGCACAGGGGAGGCCAGGAAGCUUUGCGAACGUCAGCAUCGACAUGUGUGCCAUCAUAGACAGAUGUGUGCCCAAUCACUGUGAGCAUGGUGGGAAGUGCUCUCAAACAUGGGACAGCUUCAAAUGUACCUGCGAUGAGACGGGAUACAGUGGGGCCACCUGCCACAACUCCAUCUAUGAGCCGUCCUGCGAGGCGUACAAACACCUGGGCCAGACGUCAAACUACUACUGGAUAGACCCGGAUGGCAGCGGACCGCUGGGGCCUCUGAAGGUGUACUGCAACAUGACAGAGGACAAAGUGUGGACCAUUGUGUCUCACGACCUGCAGAUGCAGACGACAGUGGCGGGCCACAGCCCAGAAAAAUACUCGGUGACGCAGCUGGCCUACAGCGCCUCCAUGGACCAGAUCAGCGCCAUCACCAGCAGCGCUGAGUACUGCGAGCAGUAUGUCUCCUACUUCUGCAAGAUGUCCAGGCUGUUGAACACCCCAGAUGGAAGCCCGUACACCUGGUGGGUUGGCAAAGCCAACGAGAAGCACUACUACUGGGGAGGCUCCGGGCCUGGAAUUCAGAAGUGCGCCUGCGGCAUCGAGCGCAACUGCACAGACCCCAAGUACUACUGUAACUGCGACGCGGACUACAAGCAGUGGAGGAAGGACGCUGGCUACUUAUCCUACAAAGAUCACCUGCCGGUGAGCCAGGUGGUGGUUGGGGAUACCGACCGGCAAGGCUCGGAGGCGAAGCUGAGCGUGGGCCCCCUGCGCUGCCAAGGAGACAGGAACUACUGGAACGCGGCCUCAUUCCCCAACCCGUCUUCCUACCUGCACUUCUCGACCUUCCAAGGGGAAACCAGUGCCGACAUUUCUUUCUACUUCAAAACGCUGAUCCCGCGGGGGGUGUUCCUGGAAAACCUGGGGAACACGGAUUUCAUCAAACUCGAGCUGAAAUCUGCCACAGAAGUAUCCUUUUCAUUCGAUGUUGGGAACGGACCAGUGGAGAUUGUGGUGAGGUCGCCCACCCCGCUCAACGAUGACCAGUGGCACCGGGUCACCGCAGAGAGGAACGUCAAGCAGGCCAGCCUGCAGGUGGACCGGCUGCCACAGCAGAUCCGGAAGGCGCCAACCGAGGGCCACACACGCCUGGAGCUCUACAGCCAGCUGUUCGUUGGUGGCGCCGGAGGCCAACAGGGCUUCCUGGGCUGCAUCCGCUCCCUGAGGAUGAAUGGGGUGACGCUGGACCUGGAGGAGAGAGCAAAGGUCACUUCCGGUUUCAAGUCCGGCUGCUCAGGCCACUGCACCAGCUAUGGGGCCAACUGUGAGAACGGAGGCAAGUGCGUGGAGAAGUACCACGGCUACGCCUGCGACUGCUCCCACACGGCCUAUGACGGCACGUUCUGCAACAAAGAUGUCGGUGCAUUUUUUGAAGAGGGAAUGUGGCUGCGGUAUAACUUCCAGGCACCCGGGGUCAGCGGCAAAGAACCCGGCAGCAGAGCGGAGAGCUCACCGGAGCAGCAGAGCCCACCACUGGACCUGGCCUACGAGGAGAUUCGGUUCAGCUUCAGCACCUCCAAGGCGCCCUGCAUUCUCCUCUACGUCAGUUCUCUCACCACGGACUUCUUGGCGGUCCUCGUCAAACCCACCGGAAGCUUACAGAUUCGGUACAACCUGGGCGGCACCAGAGAGCCAUACAACAUUGACGUGGACCACAGGAACAUGGCCAACGGACAGCCCCACAGCGUUAACAUCACCCGUCGCGAGAAGACCGUCACGCUCAAGCUUGAUCAUUAUCCCUCCGUGAGCUACCACCUACCGAGUUCGUCUGACACGCUGUUCAACUCUCCCAAGUCGCUCUUCCUGGGAAAAGUUAUAGAAACAGGGAAGAUUGACCAAGAGAUUCACAAGUACAACACCCCAGGCUUCACCGGGUGCCUCUCCCGAGUCCAGUUCAACCACAUCGCCCCCCUCAAGGCGGCCUUGCGACAAACCAACGCCUCCGCGCACGUGCACACCCAGGGUGAGCUGGUGGAGUCCAACUGCGGGGCCUCCCCGCUCACGCUCUCACCGAUGUCGUCCGCCACCGACCCCUGGCACUUAGAUCACCUGGACUCAGCCAGUGCUGAUUUUCCUUAUAACCCAGGACAAGGCCAAGCAAUAAGAAAUGGAGUCAACAGGAACUCAGCCAUCAUCGGAGGGGUCAUCGCUGUGGUGAUUUUCACCAUCCUCUGCACCUUGGUCUUCCUCAUUCGGUACAUGUUCCGCCACAAAGGAACCUACCACACCAACGAGGCGAAGGGCGCAGAGUCAGCUGAGAGCGCGGAUGCUGCCAUCAUGAACAACGACCCCAACUUCACAGAGACCAUUGACGAAAGCAAAAAGGAAUGGCUCAUUUGAGGGGCGGCUGUUUGGCG
Pteronotus mesoamericanus is the source of this 4061-nucleotide messenger RNA. RefSeq names its product contactin associated protein 2 (gene CNTNAP2). The transcript is spliced from 24 exons. The record is from RefSeq and is a predicted model, not a curated record. Bases 1 to 4044 code for a protein of 1347 amino acids. Lineage: Eukaryota; Metazoa; Chordata; Mammalia; Chiroptera; Mormoopidae.